This is a messenger RNA of Caenorhabditis sp. 36 PRJEB53466, 486 nucleotides long. The record is from the annotation of a GenBank genome assembly. Lineage: Eukaryota; Metazoa; Nematoda; Chromadorea; Rhabditida; Rhabditidae.
AUGCAACGACUCAUCGUCGCUUUCUGCGCCGUCUCGGCCGCCCAAGCCUUCCUCUUCCCGUCUGCUGGAGGCGGCGGUGGCUGCGGAUGCGCCCCACCACCACCACCACCACCAUCGCCAUGCGGAUGCGGAGGCGGAGGUGGCGGCCUCGCUCUUCCACCACUCCCACAACUCCCACCACUCUCCCUUCCAUCGCUCGGAGGAGGAGGCGGCGGCUGCUGCCCACCACCAGCGCCAGCUUGCGGAGGAGGAUGCGGAGGAGCGCCACCACCGCCACCACCACCACCAGCCGGAUACGCCACCGCCCCGGCCGUCGGAGGAUACGCUGCCCCACCACCACCACCACCACCGGCCCCGAUCGGAGGAGGAUACGCCGGAGGAGCUGGACCAAUCGGAGGAGGAUACGCCGGAGGAGCCGGACCAAUCGGAGGAGGAUCUUACGCCGGAGGAGCCGGACCAGCCGGAGGAGCCUACGUCGGAAAGUAG